Scylla paramamosain (green mud crab) is the source of this 4398-nucleotide messenger RNA. RefSeq names its product GTPase-activating protein skywalker-like (gene sky). The record is from RefSeq and is a predicted model, not a curated record. Gene Ontology annotation, cellular component: nucleus. Gene Ontology annotation, biological process: response to oxidative stress. The transcript has 14 exons. NCBI's taxonomy places the organism in Eukaryota, Metazoa, Arthropoda, Malacostraca, Decapoda, Portunidae. Bases 946 to 2766 code for a protein of 606 amino acids.
GGGGCGCCUGCUUCCGACCCGCUGUGAUAAAGUAUUCAUGCGUAGCUGGGGGUGGGUGUAGCUGUGGGUGUGAAGUGCCUGUGUUUUUCAUUAAGCACGCCUGUCACUGUAGCGUAAAUAGUGGCAACUUGUUCGCUUGUGGUCCUGGGAGGGGGCACCACAGCAGCGGCGUGGUGUGCGGUGGCCCGAGGCGUGCUAAUCGGACUUGCGUCGCUUCGUUAGUACCUCGCUGCCCUCUCUGCUGCCACCACCGCCCGCCACCCCACACCCACAGUGCAGGCCUAGCCACACACUGCCCCACCGCCACCACUGUCCCCCGCUUUACCUGUGUGUGUGUGUGGCUCGGCAGAAGCACGUGCGACUCACCUGUUCUCGUGACCUACGACUCUUCUCUGUUACCAAGGGAGACAGAAAAACAAAAAAGGUUGUUGCUGCCACCGCUGCUUCAUCUAAACUCCUCCACCUCCUUCACUUCCUCCUCCUCCUACUGCUGCCACAGGGACGCAGAAGCCUCCGCUAGCAGCCAGCCGCUGCGUCUCCAGUCAUGAGGGCGCCAGCCGGCCUCAUCGACCACGGGUAAAUUCAUCCAAGAGGCCUCAGCACCUCAUCAGGGGUCAACAGCACCAGCCUGGCAACCACUGGAAGAGCAGGAAACGUGAUCAGCAACAGCAGGCUCACCAACAGCAAUAUAUCUUUGUCUCCAACACCUGUGACACUGAACUUGAGGAGGAAUAUACACCUGACCCCUACUAUGAUGCUGGCAACAACAAUCAAAUUGACAUCCUUAAUCUCAAUCAUCUGAAAGAAAAAGAACUCCGAUCUGUUCACAUCCCCGUCUCGGCCUAUCCCAAGUCCCUGAUCCAGUGGCCAGUAGAUGGUUCAACCAAAAACAAGAGAAUUUCUGAAGUAAAGAAACAGGUUAAACUCCUUGGAAAUUUGAUCAAGAUGACUGUAGGAGGAGCAGCUCAUGCUGAGGCAGUCUCUGAUGACAAGACUCCCACCAACCCUCCACCCUUCUCUGGACAUGUUGACAUGUCCAGAAUCCCUGUCCAUGACCUUGCACACUCUGCUGACGAGGCCACCAUGGCAAAAUGGAAAGAUAUUGAAGGGCAAAUGAAACUUGGGAAAAUAAAAGAGGCCAAACAAAUGAUUCGUGACUCAGACUGGAGUAUAGGAAGCCCAGCACGGGAGGAUUUGUGGAGGGAGCUGUGUCGUCACCAUUCCCGAGAGAAAGACUUUGACGAUCAGUAUUACUGGGAUACAGUGAAACAAAUCUAUGGUUCAACAGAACUGUCUGAGUGCAUGGUACAACUACCUGCCUUCAUUGAUGCCAACCACAAAGUGUCUCACUCCCUGUCCCCGCGUGGAGUGACUGUGUGUGAGCGAAUCAUCUCCCUCAUCUCUUUCAACCACCCAGCCAUCACCUAUGCCCCAGCCCUCUAUGGCCUCACAUCCCUGCUGCUGCACUACAUGGAAGAGGUGGAUGCCUAUUACUGUAUCUCGGCCUUGGUGGGAGGAUCCCAGAGCAAAUUUCUAUCACAAACCAAAAUUGCCUAUGAAGCGCAGUGGAGAGCAGCCAUGAUCCUUGGCAAGAAGCACAUAAGAGGAGCAUUCUCCACAUUGACAAAGUUUGGGGUUCCACAAGAACAGAUAGAAGAAGCUUUCCAGAACUGGAUGUGGUGGAUCCUGUCAGCCUUGCCACUCACACACACAGUGCGUGUGAUUGAUUGCUAUCUUUUUGAGGGUUCCAAAGUUCUCCUGCGAAUUGCUUUAGCCAUCUUCCAUGUGUUUGUCAAGACACUAACUCAUGACUCUUCAAUGGUUGCCUCCCUUCCUUCACGGGGUCUCCAUGAAACUCUUUACCAUUUUUGCCAGAACAUACAGAUUACCCCUCAGAAGCUCCUGAAAACUGCCUUUGGGAUUCGUGGCUUCAGCAAAUCUGAAAUUACUAAAGUGGUUCUCCAGACUGAGAUGUUUCUAAAGAGUCAGCGAACACUUGGAGGAGCCGGAGGAGGAACAGGGCAGAUGAAUCCUCCUGAAACACCUUCCCUCCAUCGCUCAGUUUCCCUGGAAGGUCUCCCCACCUCAGAGACCCAGAGCAACAUACAGAUGAUGUCUCACACACUCACCAUCAAAGAGGGAUCUCGGUCUCCUGCCCCAAGAGUUCGGGCGAUGGGACAGUACCCCAUUAACAACGUCAAAUCAGUGAUCGUCUCUAAGGAUGAGCUGUUGACAUUGUGGUCUUGGCUGCCUAUGAGGAUGACAAUGUACCAACCAACUCUGAUCUAUACAACUGAGGAACAUGGCUGCUCACUCACCACCUUCUUCCAGCGAGCAGAAAAAUAUGAGCCCACACUUCUCUGCAUCCGCACCACAGACGACUAUGUGUUUGGGGCUUACUGCUCCACAGCCUGGGCUCAAAGACACUGUAAAGAUGAGUUUGGAAACUGGCAGACAUACUUUGGGACAGGAGAGACAUUCUUGUUCUCCCUUCGACCUACUGUUGCUAAAUACCAGUGGGUGGGAAUCUCAAGGCAGCAGGAUGAUGCUGCUGUGUCUUCAGUGGAGCAUUGUGCUGAACUCUUCAUGCAUGCUGACAAUAACAUGAUCACCAUUGGUGGAGGGAAUGGUCAGGGAAUCAUGCUGGACCAUGAGUUGCGUUACGGCAAAACAGAACCUUGCCAGACCUUUGACAAUCCUCCACUGGUACCCAAUGGAGACUUUGAGGUGAAGGUCAUUGAAGUUUAUAGCUUGGCAAACUUAUAAAAGUAUUGGUUUAUUAACUUAACAGUUUUGUCUGUCUUACAUUUUUAGUACUAUAUGUAUCUAGUUUCAACUAACUAAAGGUAAAAGAUCAAUAUGAAUUGAUAUUCAUCUAUUUUGAAUUGUUACCAAUUAUUAUGAAGUUUACAUAUCACAUUUACAGUUUGGUAUUAAGUAUGUGUUUAGUAGUGGUAUGUGAAUGUUAUUAGAUGCCACAGUGUAUUUGAUUUAUACUCAUUUCAUGUACUAGACUGCCAAAUGGUGUGUCUUGGGGGAGCUGCUGUGAGUGUGUUACUUACUCAGUGAACCAGCUGUUGUGAAGGGAUUUACAAUGCCCUCUCAUGACAGAUAUACAAUCCUAGUCAUAUAUUUAUAUACACAGUACCAUUGAUGAAACGGGAUGGACUUCACAGAGUAUUUAGUUUGCUUUACUUGUGAUGAGAAGACAAGUGCACUGUACUAUGGAGUAGAAUCUCAUGAGAGUUUGAGUUAGGUUAGAUGAAAAAGCAAUAACUGUAAACGUAGGGAGCAGUUGUGAGCAUCACUGCCUCUUAUCAACAAUCUGAGUGUUUCAUGUAUAACAAAUGUUUUACGUAUUCAACAGUGACCUUAUCAUUGUGCUGCAUGGAUGUAUUUUGCUUCAACUUUUAAGUGCAAAAAAAAAGAAGAAAAAUGUUAAUCAAAAAGCAGUGUAUAUUGUACAAUUAUUUGCCUUAUAGUGCAAAUAUCUCAUCACACAUAGUUCCUUUGUUUAUUGUAAGGGUGUAUUACGGAGAUUAUCAUGUUCUGUGAAUCAUAACGUCCUUAAUUAGAACUUAAAGCAUACUUUUAAGAUAUAAGACCAAUUAUUUCUGCUCCCCACUGCAAGUCCUUAGUUCAUGUAGAAGCAAAAACCAUUCUAACCUGGAACUAUUAAGAUCUCAUCUCUGCAUUUCAUCAGAUAAGGAUAUACAUUAUUCAUCUGAAUUUAAGACAAAAUUACAUUACUCUAAUUACAUUUAUUAGGAAAGCUGAAGUUCACAACAGAAAUGUUAAAUCAUUGCUUUGUUUUCCUAGUCCUGAAGCCAUAAAACGAUCCCAUAAUGUUUUCAGAGGAACAUGAGAAUCUUUGCAUGUCCAACAUUACACUAUACUUAAUCCAUUUACUAAUUCAGAUUUCACCAGUAAUUCUUGAUAUUGCCUUUUUUCCAAUGUGUAGUAUAGCUAGCUUGGUGUUUUUUGUGUCAUGCACGGUUUGUGAGUCAGUAUCUGAGUGUUAAGUGUUAGUGGGGAUAAAAGUCAUUGUGAUAAAUUGUGAUGUAGUGUGUGGCUAGCUAUUGAAUCAGUUCAAAUUAAAGUAUAAUGUAUGCUGUUAUAUUAUUUUGAAAAUAGAGUUUGUAUAAAGGAAAUAUUUUCAUAUUAAUGUCUGCCAGACUUUGUUAGAGAUUUAAGUUUCCAUUAAAAACACAUAUGCCAUAACACCAGAAUCUCUUUUGUUGUUCUAUUUUAUACUUAAGGAUUAUGUUGAUAAGUUUGUAGAUAAAAUGCUAAUGGCCAGUAAGUUAUAAUAUUGUCGUAAACAGACAGUUUCCGACAAUCAUGUUUUACCAAUUGUUAUAUUGUUUUGUAGCAAAGGAAAUAAAGGGUGUGAAAAUA